UUUUUCCCCAUUGGCCGCCGGAGGAGGGGGGGCGCGUUCUUGCUCGCCUGGCCUUCGACGGGGAGGGCAGAACGCGCGCCAGGCUGGGCAGCGCCUCGCGCCUAUAUAAAGUCCAGCCGGGCAUCCUUGCGCUCCAGCCAAGGCAGAAGGUGCCAAACGGGAACGGAGGACCGGAGAUUUUUUUGUGUGUGUCCCACCCCCACUCCGACGGGCAGAGAAAGGAAGCUUGCAGGGCGCUGUUCCAAAAGGGGAGAGCCGACGGCCAGUUAAGCCAGCCGGGCUAGGCGAGCGAGCGAGCGAGCGAGCAAGCGCCCAAGGCACCCAACCCAUCCACCCUUUCUUGGCCCUGCAUGGCGUCUACCGGGAUCCAGCUGCUGGGCUUGGCCCUGUGCGUGCUGGGCUGGACCGGGGCCAUCCUGGUGGCCGCCCUGCCCUCCUGGCAAGUCUCGGCGUUCAUCGAAGGUCACCUGGUGGUGUCGCAGACCACCUGGGAAGGGCUGUGGAUGGCCUGCGUGGUGCAAAGCACCGGGCAGAUGCAGUGCAAGGUCUUCGACUCCAUCCUGGCGCUCAGCCCGCAGAUCCAAGCCGGCCGGACCCUGAUGGUCAUCGGCGCAGUGCUGGGGCUGGUGGCGCUGCUGGUGACGGUGACCGGCGCGCAGUGCACCACCUGCAUGCACGGGGCUAAGAUCAAGGACUGGAUCGCGGGCAUCGGGGGCGGCCUCUUCGUGGUCUGCGGCUUCCUGGUGCUGGUGCCCCCCUCCUGGUUCGCCAACACCAUCAUCAGCAACUUCUACGACCCCAACGUCGAGCCUUCCAAGAAGCGGGAGAUGGGCGCCGCGCUCUACCUGGGCUGGGCGGCCGCCACGCUGCUCCUGCUGGGCGGCGCGCUCAUCUGCGGAGCCUCGGCUUGGAAAGACCCCAGCGGCGGCUUCCCCGUCAAGUACUCGGCCCACCGGCGCCCCGUCGCCCCGCUCUCCAACGGCGCAGGAGGGGAGUACGACAAGAAGAACUACGUCUGAGAAGGGUGCGGCUAGGCAGCCUCAAGGGGUCCCUUUCCCCCCCCCCUUCCGGAGAGCGCCACCCACCCGUCGCGGGGCCGAGGGAAGAGCUGGCGGAGGGGAAGGGUGGUCCUCGGAGGAAGACGGCUCCCCGCUUGGGGUGACUUUAGGGGGGGAGAAGACCCCCCCCAAAAAAACCUAAAAAAAAAAAAAAUUCGCACCCGGGACUCUUCCUUUACUUUUUGAGAAUUCUUCUUUGCGUGGACUUCGAAUUGUACUAGCUCUCAUUGAGGGCCUGGCUGCGCUGCUCCUUUUUCGAGGAGGGGGUCAGCUCUCCCACUGUAACCCCCCACCUAUUUUCUGAAGUUAGUUUUUAGAUGAUGCCUAAGGAUAUUUUUUUAAAAAACUCCUGGAAACAGGAACUCGAAAAUCAAGGGGUGAUGCUUUGUUUGGGACGGGGAUUCCGCUCUGUUCUUCUUGUAAAUAUGAAGUGGGGGCUCUCACUUUGGGGUGUGUGUGUGUAUUAUGCCGAGAUGAUCAGAGGGGGUUGUGUUUUAUUAGCAAUGUGAAGAUGUAAGAGGUCAAGUACUUCUUCAGAGAAGCCGUGAGCCUGGACCAGGUUUUAGGGAAUGUUAUCGGGGUGGGGGAUGUUCUCUUCCCGUUUCUACACUUCCUUUCUUUUCCUAUCACUACUUUUGGUUUUCUCUUCCUUCUCUCUUUCAAAACUGGGCGAAAGAUUCCCUUGGACAAAAUUAGAAUUGACCUAGCAUUCCGCGGCCUUUUUAAAUACCAAUUUCUUCCUUUAUGGCCUCCAUUAAAUAGCCAUUUCUUUGACGGCCUCUCCUCUAAAACAGAUUUUAUUCCAAGAAGGUUUCUUGUCUUCUGAUUGGUCUUCGCCAGGCCAAACUUCUCCACCGCACUGCACUGCCUUAUUUUUAAAUGAUGUAAUUAUGAUCCUUAAGUGAUGGGAUGACUCGGUGAAAUCUGGACUGGAUGUUUUGUUUCCAAAUGACCGUUUCAGUGUUGACUUUUUAUUUGUCUGCCAAAUAAAAAAAAAAUCUACCCCAGGUUUUAAAAUUCAGUAGAGAACCUUCAGUUUGUCAAAGUUUCCGAGUUUGACCUGGUUCUCUUUCCGUUUGCAAGCAUUGCUUUUUAGUUCACUUCAGUGGAUUCAAAGCAGGGAUAAUUCUGGUACUGUAUUUUUAUUAUUAUUAUUUCACGCUGUAACUUAAGAAAAAAUCUGUCUUCAUCAACAGUGUUCUCAAAUCAAAGAUCUGGUAUAUUCUAUAUAUCUGCAUAUUUAUAAUAUAUAUGUGUAUAUAUGAAAUUACAUGUCUCCUUUUCAUGG
Molecule: messenger RNA, 2346 nt
Organism: Crotalus tigris (Tiger rattlesnake)
Lineage: Eukaryota; Metazoa; Chordata; Lepidosauria; Squamata; Viperidae
Gene: CLDN5
Product: claudin 5
Exons: 1
Coding region: 351-1019 (222 amino acids)
Biological process (GO): bicellular tight junction assembly; cell adhesion
Cellular component (GO): bicellular tight junction; plasma membrane
Molecular function (GO): structural molecule activity
Source: RefSeq, a predicted model, not a curated record